AUGUCUCGUUUCUUCUCUCAAGAGUCUCUCACUUUCUCACAAUCGCAACUAAAUCCCGCCAUCGUUGUUCCUCUUGUCAAGUUCUCAUGCUCUUUAACCAACGAAGGUAAUACCACAGGUGUUCAAUGGACUCAUUACUCGAGAAGUGAUCUUGAACUUGUGAUUCAAGAGGUGCAAGUUAGUAGUUCAGAGAAUGAAAAGCACUUAUUGAUGAAAGUAGUCGCAGGUGCCGAGUAUCUGGUAUGUGAUGAAUUUCUGUGCAAGGCUUUCAAUGUUGUAACACCUUUCAAGGAAGAACAAAAUUUAAACGAUAUCGUGAGGGUUCACAAGAACUUCGUUUUAUCUCCAGAUAGCGAGAUUCCAGUGAGAGUAGUGGUUAAGCCUCCGCUUCUCGCAUUGCGUUACCCAAAGCUCAAUGAUGUUCGUAGGUUGCAAUUCAGGUUUCGUGGUGACUCAGACUUCAAUCGGGUUCUCAAUAUCUUGAUAAACUUGGGUUUGACGCCAACAGAAAGUUUGUCAUCAGGGCCUGUCUUGCGAUCCCGUCCACCAACUGCAGACCCGACGUGUUCGGGAGUAUCUAAUGGACAUUCUUCAGCUGUAGGUUAUCUUCCUUUAACUCCAAACAGCGAAUUCAAAGUUCCCAUGGGGCCAGACUCAGCUGGUUCUAUGCUUCAGAGACCGAGUAGCUCUUACACUUCCCGAUCCGACGAUCAUCUCUGCAUCAGACCGCAAUCUGCCAUGUCAAUAUCUUCAUUCAUGCCUCAGUCCAAACCAUCUGCCGAGCCACUCAAUAGAGCGCAAUCAUUAUAUGUUUCUCAGUUCGAGCGAGAGCAACGGCAAAUACAAUCCUCAAACUCUAUAUUGAAUACCUCAGAUAAGGUGCCUUCAAAUGGUAACGCAUACGUGAAUCGAAUUUUGUUGCCAAAGCCAGAAGAAUCUCAACAUCGGUUUUCUGUCUCGCCUUUCUUCGAAACACAAAGGAAGCAUUGCUUGCCCGAUAGAUUCACUUCGUUCUCUUCGGCCAAUGAUCCACAUAAUUCAAGAAAUAAAACACAUGAAACUGCACUAGAUCUUUUCAGUCCAGCCGAAGAUCGACCAUUGCCUCGUUCGACUGAGUAUCCGUUCUUCGGUGCACCAGGAAAACGCCCGAUAUCUCUUCCAGCCGAGAAUGAUAUUUGCCUAGGCCUUCCCAUACCACCAAAGAGACAAUUGCCAUUUGCGACUCUGAAAGAUCCUCUGAGAUCCAAAUCUGUAUCCGUAGCCGACACCAGUAGACCAGUUCAAGCUCCACAACAGCGAAAGCGACCGCUUGAAAAGUUCACUAGGGAAAAUACGUCAAAUGGGAGGAGUAUCACGCCUACUAAAAAGCCAGCAAAGAGACGUGUUGCAAGUCGCAAGGGUACUACGUAUCUAUCAGAAGUUAAUGGCCUAUCAAGUAACGCUUUUCCUUCAAAAGACAGUUCAGCAAGUGUCACUCUUGACAUCCCAAUGCAGACUGAAAAAUCGCCACCUCUUGAAGCCAGGAGCAUUGCAACACCAAUCGCAUUAGAUAGAACGCCAUUAAAACUGCAAGCAGAAGGAAUUAAGGCUAGGCAGCAGUCUAUGCCAACUCUCAAAACUCCCAUGACUCUAAAAAUGGUGGAUAGAUCUACUCAAACCCAAACUCUUUCAGGUCGAGACCACACAGCGGCUCUCAAGCCUGCUUCGAACAUCCCUGUUGUAGACCUUCAGUCGACACGACCGACAGCCUCUGUAUUACAGGACGAUUUGGAUCUCGUUAUAUCAAGAUACACUUCAGGCUCGCGGGUAAGUCUGCCGUCUAACUACAGCGAUGUUCCUGAUGACAAACGUCAUAAAAUGCUCAAUGAUUUCAUAAUCAAAAAUUUAGAGAAUGAUGACUUUCUCAAAUUAGCAGAGGAUAUGGAUGUUUCUUGGCGUAGGAUAGGUCUUGCAAGAUAG
Molecule: messenger RNA, 1959 nt
Organism: Botrytis fragariae
Lineage: Eukaryota; Fungi; Ascomycota; Leotiomycetes; Helotiales; Sclerotiniaceae
Exons: 3
Coding region: 1-1959 (652 amino acids)
Biological process (GO): reciprocal meiotic recombination
Source: RefSeq, a predicted model, not a curated record